AUGGGAUCCACGAUUUUGGCAUCUCGACAAACGAUGCGACUGUUUGGAAGCAAAAGAGGCAUUCCUGGUAAUCCUUUGGGACAAGUUGUAGUCUAUGAUGAUCAAAAUGAUAUCAAGGAUAUAGAUCAGGAAGCAUUGCAGAACACAGUACAUCGAAUAGCCAAAAUAAUAGGCUACGAGACCUAUGAUGUCACACUGUUGCUUGUUGACGAUGAGGAGAUGAAGGAAACCAACCUAGAAUCGAGGGGCAUCGAUGCCCCUACGGACAUUCUUUCGUUCCCAUUCCAUUUCCACGAGAAACCAGGACUACUUGAGGAGCCCGAGUUCGAUAUUCCAGAUUACUAUACCCUCGGAGACAUGGUGGUGGAUGUUCCAUACGUCAUUCGCAGAUGUAAAGAAGACAUGGACGAAGCUGAUGACGCAGGUUUCGAAGACGAAGUCGAACGGGGAGUCUCAGGUGCAAUGGCGAGCGAAUUAGAUCCAGUCAAACGGAUUCACAUGUUGUUAAUACAUGGGAUGCUUCACCUAGUGGGCUACGAUCACGAGGAAGAUGACGAGUAUGAAGAAAUGGUUACACGAGAGGAGGAACUGCUCAAGGAGUUGGGAUAUAUUGAGUAG
Molecule: messenger RNA, 618 nt
Organism: Cylindrotheca closterium
Lineage: Eukaryota; Bacillariophyta; Bacillariophyceae; Bacillariales; Bacillariaceae
Source: the annotation of a GenBank genome assembly